AUGAAUAAAAUUAUUAUUUUAAUUUUAUCAUUAUUAGGUUUAGUUUGUGUUUUUGGACAAAAUGUUGUACCAUAUCCACAACAAAUCACCUUAACCAAUAACUGUUAUGUUUCAGUAUCACCAGGAUCAAUUUCAAUUUCACCAAGUAUCCAAUCGACCACAUUCAAUAUUGCUGUUGAAAGAUAUUUAAAUCUUUUCUUCCCAUUCACCAACACAAGUUCAACUUCAGAUAAAAUCACUUUAUCAGUUUCAAUUAAUAGUGAUGAUGAAACCCUUCAAUUAGGUAUUGAUGAAUCAUACACAUUAAAUAUUGCACAAGGUUCCCUUGAAUUAAAGUCAAAUACAAUCUAUGGUGCUAUGAGAGGUUUAGAAACUUUCAAACAAAUGAUUGUCUAUGAUGUUACCAGUAACACCUAUUCAAUCCAAUGUGCUCAAAUCGUUGAUUACCCAAGAUACCCAUGGAGAGGUAUCAUGGUCGAUAGUGCACGUCACUUCAUUACAAAGAAUUUCAUUCUUCACAUCAUCGAUGCUUUAGGUUACAACAAAUUCAACACUAUGCAUUGGCAUUUAGUUGAUGCUCAAUCAUUUGCUGUAGAAUCAACAACCUAUCCAGAUUUAACCCAAGCUGCCUUUGGUCCAAAAGCUGUUUUCUCACAUGAUGAUAUCCAAGAGGUUGUAGCCUAUGCCAAAACCUAUGGUAUUCGUGUUAUUCCAGAGUUUGAUAUUCCAGGUCAUGCCGCUGCUUGGGGUGUUGGUUAUCCAGAGUUAACAUGCACUUGUCCAGAUUACGCUGCCAAUAUUAAUAACAUUCCAUUAGAUAUCUCUAAUCCAAAUACCUUAACUUUCCUUCAAAACUUUUUCAGUGAAAUCGCCCCACUUUUCCCAGAUCAACAUUUCCAUACUGGUGGUGAUGAACUUGUUACUGGUUGUUGGAAUGAAGAUCAAAAUAUGGUUUCAUGGAUGGAAAAAAUGGGUUUCUCCACUACCGAUGCCUUCCAAUAUUUUGAAAAUAAUCUCGAUGUUACUAUGAAAGUAAUUAAUCGUACUAAGAUGACUUGGAACGAUCCAAUCGACUAUGGUGUACAAUUAUCCCCAGAUACUGUUGUUCAAGUUUGGAGCUCAGGUGCAGACCUUCAAGGUAUUCUUAACAGUGGUUAUAAAUCAAUUGUUUCAUUCGCUUGGUAUUUAGAUAAACAAGUACCAGAUGGUAACACUCACUACGAAUGGCAAGAUACAUGGCAAGAUUUCUACAAUGCUGAUCCAGUCAAUGGUAUUACCUCAAAUGCCCAAAACAUUAUUGGUGGUGAAGCUGCUAUGUUUGCUGAACAAGUUAGUGAAGUUAAUUGGGAUGUUAGAGUUUGGCCAAGAGCAAUCGGUGUUGCUGAAAGAUUAUGGUCCUCACAAGGUACCAACUCUGUCACUUCAGCUCUCCCAAGAAUUGGUGCCUUUUCAUGUGAUAUGUCACGUCGUGGUAUUCAAUCUGGUCCACUUUUCACUGACUACUGUCCAUUACCAGAAGAUUUAGCUUUUACCUUAAAACCAACUAUGAAAUUAUCAAAAUCAGAAAUUAAACAAAUUUUAAAUAACUAA
This is a messenger RNA of Dictyostelium purpureum, 1590 nucleotides long. RefSeq lists its product as uncharacterized. The transcript is spliced from 2 exons. The record is from RefSeq and is a predicted model, not a curated record. Bases 1 to 1590 code for a protein of 529 amino acids. Gene Ontology annotation, biological process: carbohydrate metabolic process; glycosaminoglycan metabolic process. Gene Ontology annotation, molecular function: beta-N-acetylhexosaminidase activity. Gene Ontology annotation, cellular component: membrane; lysosome. NCBI's taxonomy places the organism in Eukaryota, Evosea, Eumycetozoa, Dictyosteliales, Dictyosteliaceae.